GGAUCCCCUAGGACUGCCCUACGUGGGUCUCCAAAGGUUGCCCUUUCCCAUCAACACCUUGUUGGUCCCCUGGUACCCUCAAGAACCCCUCAUGCAGGGGAUUCAAAGCCUUUUUGAGGUUUGGUGCAGCAGGUAUCUGAGUGUGAGAAGCCCUCCCUUCAGCACCCAAGGAGCUGACACAGAGGUUUUUAGCCCGUCUCAUCCCAUUGCCCUUGCCUGAGCUCUGUAGCUCAGGUUUAUUACAAAUCCAGCUCCUCUCAGUGCUGCAGUAGGAGGAGCUGAGCCCGUUGUCAUCCAGGUAAGCGCAGAGCCCACCACCACGGAUUUGAAACCUGGAAGGACAGAGGAGAAAAUCCCCCUCAGACAGGCUCAGCAGGAAAAAGGAGAAAAGUCACACAUAGUCUUCCCCCCAUUUCAGUUCUCGGGCAUCCUUUUGGGCAUCAACAUGCCAAAAUAUCAAUAUAUAUUUCUUAUAUAGGAGUAGAAAUUAUUCAGCAUCAAUAUGCCAACACUGAUGCUGAUUUAUUUCUAUUUCUAAUAAGAAAUCCAAAGCUUUGCAAGAAAAAAAAGAACUUACAAUGUAACAUCUAAUCUCAGUAUUUUCUCACCAAAUACACCACUCCCAUAUCUUAGGUCAAGGAGAGAAACAAGAUGCAGUGUUGCCCUUCCCAAACAUCACUGUCCCAUUACUGCCUCUGGAUGCACCUCAAGUGCCAGAAGAAAUGCACAUUUCGUGGCUGGGGAAACACCAACCAACAACGUAACGAUGACAAACACAGACUCACAAGUGUGAUAGAAGUGAGUGGUUCAGCCAUUGCCAUGGCUGCUCCUCAUCUUUCCGCAAAAGGCCAAUCCAAUGCUCUGAAAUGCCUUUAUAUCUCAUCACAAAGCUCUAAAAAAGAGGAAAACAGGUUUUUACCUCCUUCUAACAAAAAAUCUCCAUUUUACCAGUUGUUUGUGCUCCUUUAGGGCUUCUUUGGGGCUUGAACCUUUCCAUCUGCUAACAAGAUGUGUCACCUAGCUACAGUUCUUGCAGCAGUUGGCUUUGGUGAGGAAUUUCAAGAGACCCAUGAUGACUAAGCCUCAAGAAAACCCUCUUCCCCAAGUUCCUGCCCCAGAUCUCUCAAAGAAACCACAAGGUGUCAAAUAUGUUGAUUUGGGUUUUUUUUCCUGAUGCUAAGCAUGUCCUCUUGUCUCCUUACCAAGUCUUCCAUGCUGUCCAGGAUGGCCAAGGAAGCACCAAGUGCUGAGCAGUUGUCCUGGCUGGAUGUCCAGUUCCCUGCAGCCUCCGAAAAAUAGUAGCAUUUUCCUCUAUAUCUGAUCCAGUUGAAGGGGCACUGAAAGUAGGGCUGGGGAUGAGGCUGAAAAGCCUGCACUGUCAUUAAAAAUAGAACAGUGUUAAGGAGCAGCACCUUUCCUUUGCGUCUCUCGAGUGGGGAGGUCAUCCUCCACCCAAUGGUCUCUGAAGGUCUUGCAUCUGCCUCAACUGUGAGUAAAAAGAAAAAUUAAGAUACCAAAAGAAAUCAUGGGAGAAAAUAAGCUCAAAUCAUGGCCCAGCUUGUGGUGUUGACCAAGAAACAUGAUUGCCUCCCCUUCAAAGAAAGAAACAGGGUGGUAGCCUUCAGAAAACUGCAGUUUUAAAAGGAAUUUCAAAAUAAUCCUAUCCCUAAUAUGCUCUUGGGUGUUUCUCUCUAUCAUUAAUGCAAAAGUAGUGAAAAUGACAGAAAAUAAAUUCUCCUGUUCCUGCAGACUUCUUAGCUUGUUGGGACUCAAGCCAACGUCUCUAGGCCCAUUCUUCUCUGAAAACAAUACUUUUGGGUGGUUGUAUGUAUGAAAUGGCUCUUCCUGUUGCUUUUCUAAGGAUUUCUGGAUGACAUCAGCUCCUGCACCAAGGGGAUGAGUUUGGUCUUCUGUAGAAAGGCUGCUCUGAAAUAGGACAGCAGGUUGGGUGGGCUCUGUCUUCCACAGGAGAAGUGGAGGUAGAUCUGUGCAACAUGUGCAACAACUCAAAAUAUCUCAGAGACAUUCCUCGUGAGACCUAAAACCAACCUGCAAAAGUGAUGGCUGUGACAAACAGAGCCGUGAAGAGCGCUGCCAGCAUCACCUGGCAGGCGACACGUGCCUCCGGCUUCAUGUCCAGGCUGUGACCUGCACGAGAACAGACCUUCAGUGCCUCUGUGAGAGUUUCCAGGGGAGCAACAUGCUCUAGGUCAUGCCCAGAUGAUGACAGAUGUUUUACACAACCAUCAAACCUAUAGGUGUUUCUACACCUCCAGGCAUGCCACCUACUCCAGAUGUGCCAUUUCCUUCUGGCUGGAGGACACCCGUUCCCUCACCGCCUUUCAUUUACAAGGGAAGGCUAUAGAAUAUAUAUAUAUUAAAAAGGAAAAAAAAAAAAAAAAAACAGAUAAAAGCCCUGGUCAAUAUCAUUUCCUGGAGCCGGAUGAAGGCAUGAGUACAUAGCUCAUAAGGCAAAAAGUUGUCCAAGGACACUGUCACUUUAGGGCUGGUCCUGUAACCUUCUGAGUCAUGGCUGGGGAAAUUGUUUAUGCUGAUUUAAGGCAUCUUGGAGAUGGUUCUUCUCCUGCUGAGAAACGUUAUGCUUCUGACUCCUGUCCAUGGUGGCACGGGCUCCUCCUCAAAGCUGGGGGGCUGGGGCAAUUCAUCCUGCUGGUCCUGGUGGUGGUACUGAGUGUGCAGGUUUUUCAGGGAUCUCCGCAGCCAGUGGUGAUGAGAGUUCCCCAGCCAGAUGAUGAGAUCCAGGGAAGGAACCAGAAGGAGCAAUACAUAUUUUCAUCCCUGGUGCGGUAUUUCUGCAAGCCCCAAGUGGAGAGCCCCACAGCCUAUGCUGGCUGCAAGCUGUGUCCCCAGGACUGGCAGCUACAUGGGGAAAGAUGCUACUGGCUUUCUGAGGAAUUGGGAAACUGGACUCAAGGCACAAAAAGCUGCAAAAAUCAAGACUCUCAGCUGGUGGUACUCCAGGAAAAGAAAGAAAGGGAGCACAUCAAGGUUAUUACAGGCAAAAGCCCACCACCGGUGUGGAUUGGAGUAAGGUCGCAUCAAAAGGAGUGGAGAUGGGUGGAUGACACACCCUUCAACCCCAAAAUGUUUGGCACCUCCCUGCAGGAGAUGGGUGAAGGGUGCGGGACACUAAAAGCCAAGGGCUUUGAGGUUCAUAGAUGUGAUGCCAAACACAAGUGGGUUUGCAAAAAAAACCCCUUCCAGCUCUACCCAAUAACAGCAGGAGGCGAGGAGAAACACAGUGCCUCCAUCUGACACAUGCCUACCCCAAAAUGCCCAUCCCAUGAGACGCUGGGGUGGAAUCAGCCCCAUUCUCAUCAUUAUGUCUUUGCAGGAGAUUUCAGGCUUUGCAAAUCCACUUCCCACAAGGAUCAAGAUCAGCUUGGGAGGCACAGAUGAGCCCCUGAAUGGGAAAUCAGAAAAGCCUGUGCCUCACGCACAGUGAUGAUAAUGGAUAGAUCUACAACAUCAAUAAAAGCUUAUCAAAGUGGUUUGCCUCAAUUUACUGAGAUAAUUCAGGUGAAAGCACAGGUGGCACAUCAUGGUUCAUAUAUAAACAUGGGAAACUUCAACUCAGAAAAGCUUCCCUGAGUGACAAAACUUACAUGUGUGCGUCUCUCCAGGCACUGCUGAGAGUGUCAGCACAUAGACUGAUGCAGACACCCGGGUUUUGCUCGAGUUUUGGGGAUUUGGAGGGUUGGGUUUGUGUUUUGCUUUUUUUGUUGUUGUUUUUUUGUUUGGGAUUAUUUGUUGCUAUUGUUUUGGAGUAGUU
Chiroxiphia lanceolata (lance-tailed manakin) is the source of this 3793-nucleotide messenger RNA. RefSeq names its product killer cell lectin-like receptor subfamily G member 1. The record is from RefSeq and is a predicted model, not a curated record. The coding region runs from base 2530 to 3276 and encodes 248 amino acids. The transcript has 7 exons. NCBI's taxonomy places the organism in Eukaryota, Metazoa, Chordata, Aves, Passeriformes, Pipridae.